Messenger RNA from Mus musculus (house mouse), 3062 nucleotides. RefSeq names its product multiple EGF-like-domains 9 (gene Megf9). The record is from RefSeq and is marked provisional. Gene Ontology annotation, cellular component: membrane; basement membrane. Lineage: Eukaryota; Metazoa; Chordata; Mammalia; Rodentia; Muridae. Bases 107 to 1909 code for a protein of 600 amino acids. The transcript has 6 exons.
AGAGGGAGGUGGCGAUGGUGCUCUUGGUGGCGGCAGCGGCGGCAACGCUUUCCUUGGUCGGACGGCAGGGAGGAGAAGAUGACUGACCGAUCGACUGGAUGAAUGAAUGAAUGGCGGAGCCGAGCGCGCCAUGAGGAGCCUGCCGAGCCUGGGCGGCCUCGCCCUGUUGUGCUGCGCGGCCGCCGCAGCCGCUUCCACAGCCUCGGCAGGGAAUGUCACCGGUGGCGGCGGGGCCGAGGGGCAGGUGGUCCCGUCGCCCAGCCCGGGGCUUCGGGACCAAGCCAGCAGCCCCUUCCCUAAGACCGCGGCUCCCACCGCGCAGGCCCCGCGGACCGGUCCCCCGCGCACCACAGUCCGCAAAACCGGGGCUACAACCCCGUCAGCCGGCUCCCCGGAGAUCAUUCCUCCUCUUCGCACCAGCGCACAACCCGCUGCCACCCCCUUCCCGGCUCUGGACCUCUCGCCCGCCACCCCUUCGGAGGACGGACACACUCCCACCACGGAAUCACCACCCUCCAGACCCGCGCCCACCACCCUUGCGAGCACAGUUGGCCAGCCGCCGACCACCUCUGUAGUCACCACCGCUCAGGCUUCCAGCACUCCAGGGACCCCAACUGCCGAGUCCCCGGACAGAAGCAGCAACAGUAGCGGAGUCCCGCCCACCGCACCUGUCACCGAAGCCCCUACUUCUCCUCCCCCAGAGCAUAUGUGUAACUGUUCUGAGGUUGGAAGUUUGGAUGUAAAGCGCUGCAACCAGACCACAGGGCAGUGUGAUUGUCAUGUGGGUUAUCAGGGUCUUCACUGUGACACCUGCAAAGAGGGCUUUUACCUGAAUCACACUGUUGGUCUCUGCCUGCCAUGUCACUGCAGUCCACAUGGAGCUGUUAGCAUCCUCUGUAACAGUUCUGGGAAUUGCCAAUGCAAAGUGGGUGUCACCGGCUCCAUGUGUGACAAAUGCCAAGAUGGACAUUAUGGCUUUGGUAAGACAGGCUGCUUGCCUUGCCAGUGCAACAACCGGUCUGAUAGUUGUGAUGUUCACACAGGUGCUUGUCUAAACUGCCAGGAAAAUAGUAAAGGGGAACACUGUGAAGAAUGCAAAGAAGGAUUUUAUCCGAGUCCUGAUGCCGCAAAACAGUGCCAUCGCUGCCCGUGUUCCGCAGUGACUUCUACAGGCAAUUGCACCAUUGAAUCUGGAGAGUUGGAGCCUACAUGUGACCAAUGUAAAGAUGGUUACACAGGCCAGAACUGCAAUAAAUGUGAAAAUGGCUAUUACAAUUCUGACAGCAUCUGCACACAGUGCGAAUGUCAUGGCCAUGUGGACCCAAUUAAAACUCCAAAGAUUUGCAAGCCUGAGAGUGGUGAGUGCAUCAACUGCCUUCAUAACACCACUGGGUUCUGGUGCGAGAAAUGCCUAGAAGGCUAUGUUCGAGAUCUUCAGAGAAACUGCAUCAAGCAAGAAGUUAUUGUUCCAACUCCUGAAGGUUCUACCAUUUUGGUUUCCAAUGCCUCUUUGACCACAUCAGUGCCCACCCCUGUUAUAAAUAGUACUUUUGCCCCCACAACCCUGCAGACUAUCUUUGCAGUAAGCUCUUCUGAAAACAGCACCUCAGCUCUUGCUGAUGUAUCAUGGACCCAGUUUAACAUCAUCAUUUUGACAGUCAUCAUCAUUGUGGUAGUGCUGCUAAUGGGAUUUGUAGGAGCUGUGUACAUGUACCGAGAGUACCAAAAUCGGAAACUCAAUGCUCCCUUUUGGACCAUCGAGCUGAAAGAAGACAAUAUCAGUUUCAGCAGCUACCAUGACAGCAUCCCCAAUGCAGAUGUGUCGGGAUUGUUAGAGGACGAUGCCAAUGAAGUGGCUCCCAAUGGGCAGCUGACCCUGACAACACCUAUUCAUAACUACAAAGCCUGAGAAGCUGAGUUGUCCUCCUGGAUUGUCAGAAAACAGUGCUCACUUAAACAGCACCUGACCUCUGGCUGCACAGAGCCUAGGUAGAGUUUGUUGAGAAAGGUAUUGUGCAAAUGUUCAGGUACAAACUGUAGUGCGCUUAGCCUGUCUGUUGCUCUUAAUUCCCCCAUGAAGAUCUGAAGCACUCAUCAUCGAGGACUUGAAGUAAAGUAUAUUUUUGUAGCAAACCACAUGUAUAUAUGGAAAGGCUGAAUCCCACAGAGCAGCCUAAGUCUACCUGGCCUCUCAAAGGACUGCUCGGAAAGUGUUCACCUCACCAGAUGUGAUAGAAUGUUGAUGUGGAGGGGAAAGACUGAUGGAAGAAUUCAUCUCCACUUUGGAAACAUAUUUUAUAAAAGAGAGGCAGGGAUUGUGUUCAUUUUACUGUACUAAGAGAUGUAACUUAGGAAGAGAUGAUAUCUAGGCUAAUAAAAAAAAUCUUGGUUGUGUGUAGACUAAGAAAGGUGCCAAGAAGUUCUGUAGAAGGGCUUGGCUUUCCUUCUAAGAGUCUCCUUCAAAAAUGGAGUUAAAGCACAGGAUAAGCUUCCAUGGUGAGGGUAGGCACAGCAGGCAGAGAGCAGAAAGCUGAUGGUCUCCUCAAAGAGGUUCCUGCCUCUAAAGAAACAAGGUGUACAUAAUUAAUGUAGCAUUAUCUGGUCAACAUUGUACUUGUAUCUAUUUGUAAAAAAUCAUGUCCUAUUUUAUCAUCUAGACUUUAUCUGUAUAGCAGUUAAUGGUGUUGUAAAAAGAAGAUAUGGGAACUUGGUUAAAAUACUGUAAAAUAGGUGACAAUAUUGCUAGAGCUGGGACUCUGGUGAGCAUCAGUCAUUUUAGUCCCUAUUUGGACACUGUUGAAAUUGAUAAGAGGUCAAAUGUUUCUAAUCUUUCCUCUCUCAACCUAGAGUCAUAUGCUCUUUGACUUACCAUAGAUUCAAGCAAUAGAUUUUGAAGUCUGCAAUUGCGAAACUGGAACACAGGCUGCAUUCUCCAGACACACCUAAUUAGCCACUCUGUUUUACACUGCUCAGUGUAAACUCCUCAGGAAAAGACUUCUUUCCUGAAUGUAAAAGACAGUCUUCCAAAGGACAGAAAAUUUAAAUUAAAAAGAAAAGCCAUC